AUGUUAUUGAGAUUUAGAACACCAGAAGGAACUUUUCGCGUUUCUCUUCAGCCCGAGGACGACUUUUCUGUCGUCCUGUCAGAGGGCCAUCCUAUUGAUAAUUACAUUGGGCAAACGAUUUCUUCACUUGGUUUAAAACAUGGAGAUCUUCUAUUUGUAACAAUUGGAGAUCUUUUAGAGCCAAAGUCCGAAGAAUCAACUUCUAAUUCGAAGCCCGUAUCUGCACGACAAAUAUUUGACAAUACAAAACAACCAGCUAUCGAUGAUGCUUUGGAUAAGCUUCCGGGAAAAAUCCCAAGAAAACGCGAUCCUCGUAUGUGUCGACAUGGUGAAAAGGCAAUGUGUGAUUACUGUAUGCCACUCGAACCAUUCGAUGCCAGUUAUCAAGAGGAGCACAAUAUUAAGCAUUUAUCUUUUCAUGCCUAUCUUCGAAAACUGAAUAUUCAGCCAAAAACCAAUGAUUCAACAACAAAUACCGGUUCUUUUGUUCCACCUCUCACUGAACCUGAUUAUGGCGUUAAAAAACAAUGUCCUACUGGCCAUCCUCCAUGGCCUGCCGGUAUUUGCUCCAAAUGUCAGCCUAGUGCUAUUACGUUACAACGCCAGGAAUUCCGCAUGGUUGAUCAUGUUGAGUUUAGUACAUCAACUACUGUGAACAAUUUUAUCGAUUCAUGGAGACAAACAGGCAAACAAAGAAUUGGCUAUUUAUAUGGCCACUAUGAGCAAUAUGAUGCUGUUCCUUUAGGUAUUAAAGCAGUUGUGGAAGCAAUUUAUGAACCCCCACAACAAGAUGAACGGGACGGAAUCAAAUUAACAUUUCCUUGGGAAGAAGAGGAAAAAAGAGUUGAAAAAAUAGCUGGAUACUGUGGAUUAGAGCGUGUUGGUGUUAUUUUUACAGAUUUACUUGAUGGUGGAGAAGGAAAUGGGUCUGUUGUUUGUAAACGACAUAUUGAUUCGUACUUUUUAUCAUCUUUGGAAAUAUGCUUUGCUGCCCAGAUGCAAAUUAAUCACCCUAAUCCAUCAAAAUGGAGCACUGACGGCAAGUAUUCUUCUAAAUUUGUUACUUGCGUGAUAAGCGGGAAUUCCAACAAAGAAAUUGAUAUAACAAGUUAUCAGGUAUCAGCCUCUGCCGAAGCCAUGAUCAAGGCUGAUUUGAUUGAACCUUCUAUAAACCCAGCUGUUAUGCGCGUCAAAGAACCUACAAAUGAGCGCUAUGUUCCUGAUGUUUUUUACACAAAACUCAAUGAGUAUAAGCGUACUAUUCAAGAAAAUGCAAAGCCAGCAUUCCCUGUUGAAUAUCUUCUUGUUACUUUAACACAUGGAUUCCCAGAAAACGAAAAGCCUUGCUUUACCAGUGGUGUUGGCGAUUUCCCGAUUGAAAAUCGAGAAUAUCAAUCUGUUUCUCAAGACUUUAAGUCUCUUGCAAAACAAUUGGGGAUCAAACGUGGUCUUUCAAGUCCUCCUCCUAUAACACUUGACACAUUGAGCGAUUUUCACUUACUCUGUUAUAUCAACAGCUUAGGAGUUAUUAAUGAAGACGAGCAGAAACUCCUUUGCAAGUACGCAGUAGAACAUAAGGACGAGUUUGCUAUUGCAUUGAGAGGGUCUCCUGGAUGGGAGACUUUGAAAAUGAUUAUUGUUGAAAGUAUUUAA
Molecule: messenger RNA, 1653 nt
Organism: Magnusiomyces paraingens
Lineage: Eukaryota; Fungi; Ascomycota; Dipodascomycetes; Dipodascales; Dipodascaceae
Exons: 4
Coding region: 1-1653 (550 amino acids)
Biological process (GO): ubiquitin-dependent protein catabolic process
Cellular component (GO): nucleus
Molecular function (GO): ubiquitin protein ligase binding; ubiquitin binding
Source: RefSeq, a predicted model, not a curated record